AAAGGCAUAAUUAAAGAAUUUUUAUAGUAAUGACCACGGCUCUUGCCUCAUCACGAAACUCUUUGACAAUGGCAACAAAAUCAAAUGCCGAUAUCAAAAUAACAAGCAAUGAGGACUUGAAUAAAUUCAUAGAAAGUUUAAAGAAUGAGUUUCUUGAAAAAUACAAUCAAAAUAAAUUAUCAGAGCCGAGUGAUCGAUUGCAUGAUUUCAAGUUUAUGACAAUUUUGGGACAGGGAGCUUUUGGUGUUGUUAAACUAGUAAAACACAAAGAGAACGAUAAAUUCUACGCAAUGAAAAUCAUCAGCAAGAGGCGAGUUGUUAAGACUAAACAGAUUGUUCAUUGCUUAAAUGAAAAGAAAAUUUUGCAAUCUUUGAAUUUUCCAUUCGUUGUUUAUCUAGAUUUUGCAUUCAAGGAUAACAGUUAUCUCUACUUUUGUAUGCCAUUUAUUAACGGUGGUGAAAUGUUUACUCACUUGCGAAAACGAAAAAAGUUUGAGGAAAAAUUAUCGAAAUUUUAUGCAGCACAAGUCUUUAUGGGUCUAGAAUAUAUUCAUAAAAUUGGAUUGAUUUAUCGAGAUUUGAAGCCAGAAAACAUAAUGAUUGACUAUAAAGGUUUUGUAAAGAUUACUGAUUUUGGGUUUUGUAAGCCAAUUAAGGAUCGUACAUACACUUUGUGUGGAACACCAGAGUACCUUGCACCUGAAGUCAUACAGAACAAAGGAUAUGGAGUUUCAGCUGAUUGGUGGUCAUAUGGUGUAUUGAUUUUCGAAAUGUCAUGUGGCUUUUCACCGUUUGCAGUCGGUAAUCCAGGACAAAUGCAAUUAAUGGAACGUAUAUGCAUCGGUAAAUUCAAAAUUCCAAUGACUGUAGGCAAUGACUUGAGAAAUCUCAUUGAGAAUAUUUUGCAAAUUGACUUGACACGAAGAUUUGGAAACCUUAAGAACGGCACAGACGACAUAAAACAACAUCCGUGGUUUAAUGAUAUGAAUUGGAUUCAACUAUAUAAUCAAGAAAUUAUGGCACCAUUCGUACCAAAAGUUUCUGGUCCCGGCGAUUAUUCACAAUUUGAUGAUUAUGAUGACGUAGAUUUGGACAUCUCAAAAACUUGUUUAUACGAAAAAGAAUUCGCCGACUUUUAAAAAUCAUUAAAAAGAAUAUCCGACUACCGAGUAUGAUUAUAAGUUUUUUUUGUUGCUCAAGCAGUUGCUAUUGCCAUGAAAACUGCACGGUUAUUUAUUUAUGUAUGUAUGAUUUUUGCUUUUCGGUUUGUUGCUAAUAUUAUUACUGUGAUCAUGAAAUGG
Molecule: messenger RNA, 1301 nt
Organism: Chironomus riparius
Lineage: Eukaryota; Metazoa; Arthropoda; Insecta; Diptera; Chironomidae
Source: the annotation of a GenBank genome assembly